Ictalurus punctatus (channel catfish) is the source of this 1615-nucleotide messenger RNA. Its product is annotated as fetuin-B. Gene Ontology annotation, cellular component: extracellular region. Gene Ontology annotation, biological process: negative regulation of endopeptidase activity. The transcript is spliced from 7 exons. NCBI's taxonomy places the organism in Eukaryota, Metazoa, Chordata, Actinopteri, Siluriformes, Ictaluridae. Gene Ontology annotation, molecular function: cysteine-type endopeptidase inhibitor activity. The record is from RefSeq and is a predicted model, not a curated record. Bases 100 to 1116 code for a protein of 338 amino acids.
GGUUUGCUGUGUGUCAGUAGAAUUGAACACGCAAUUCUGUCCUCUCUCUCUCUCUCUCUCUCUCUCUCUCUCUCCUCAGGUUCAGCUAAAGCAGAUAUAAUGGGAAAAAUACAAUUCAUCUCCUUGUCACUGAUAAGUUUAUACUUUCACAGUGCCACUACAUCUCCUGAACCAAAAGGAUGCCUUGACCCGAGUGUAGUGAAUGCAGCAGAGGUGGCACUGGACCAAGUUAAUGCAGCCAGAAAGGAAGGUUACAUCUUCUCUCUGAACAGAGUGUAUGAUGUCCUGCAAGAUGCAAAGGAGGAAGAGGAGAGCCUUUUACGACUGACAAUAGAUGUACUGGAGACAAAAUGUCAUGUGAUCAGCAAAAGAAAAUGGAAGUCAUGUGAAAUCAAGGCUAUCAGAGAUGUUCCAGUCUUCGGAAAGUGUGAUGUAUCUGUCUUCAUUCAGACCAACAUUACUUUACAUAACUUUAGUUGCACCAUCCAGCAAGUUCCUGCUGCUGCCAUCAUUGACACGUGUCCAGAUUGUCCAACAACGGAGAGCCUGGACGAUCCAAUCGUAGUUGAGACAGCCAAUCUUUCUCUUGAAAAAUUUAACCAAGAGACAAACAUGUCUAAUUACUUUGUUCUUCUAAAUAUAACUGGGGCAAGCAUGCAGUGGGUUGUUGGCCCAUCCUAUUUUGUUGAGUUCAUCAUACAGGAAACAGACUGUGCCAAAAGAGUCACUGAUGUAGACUGGACUCAGUGCCAGCCAAAGAAUGGGACACAUAUGAAGGGCUUCUGUACUGGAUCACAUAUUACUUUUGAUGAUGACCCUGAAGUGAUGCUCUCCAAAGAGGCCAGCUGGAUCAGUGGAACACACACUACUAUUGAAGAAGCUAAGAAAAAACUUUCUACCAGUGUCAGCUGUUCACUUUAUCAAGAAAUGCUCGAUAAUGAACCAGAGAACAGCAACAGGACAAUCAAAAACCCUUCAACCAUCCAAACUCCAUCUGGGUCUGUGCUGAUUCUGCCUCCUACACCCAUCCCAGUGUCCCCCAGAAUACCAGCAGCUGCUCCUAACUGCCCUGGAGAAAGGAGGCAUAACCUUGGACUAGAGUCAGUGAAACUAUAAAUAAAAGAUCUUGUACCAAAGGUCACUCCACACUAUAAAACGUUCCACUUCUGCCAUACAACGCUAUAUUUUUCAGAAAAGAAAAUAAUAGCAGGCACAGCAAUUCUGCAUAUCUACAUCCAUGAAUCCGAGGUAGAUGGAUGAAGCCAAAAGUGAUUUGAGCAUCACCAUAGCAAUAGGCUAAUUAAUAGAUGACUAAAUAAAGUCAUAUCCCUUAGAACUGAAUGGAGCUCUUGUGCCCAGCAAAACAAAACAAAAACACUAUCUCGUGAUUUUGAUGACUUGAACGCCUUUGGUCACAAGGAGUUAUGAUGCAAUAAUUCCUUUUGAUAUUAAUCUUUAUUCCUACUCCUGAAGGUAAAAAAUGAAUUGAAAUCUAGGAGAGCAUUAUUGUAUAUAAAACACCAAGGUAACAGCAUCAGGAUACAGCAGUACAGUUCCUUUCAAAUACAGGUGUAGAAAAGAAAUGCAGCCUGCAAUAAAACAAAUUGUAAAAGUA